AUGUUGGAGUGGAAAAAUGGCGGUUGGGGAAGAGAUAGUUGGGGCAUGUGCUCGAAGGGAAAGACGCGGGUAGUUGGUGUAGAGAGGAAGGAAUCGGAGCGGAGGAAAGGAAAGGAAGAAAAAGAGAGAGAGAAGAUGGAUAGAAGGAGAAAGGCUGAGAGGAAGAGGAAGGACGAGAGGUUGAUAAGAAAGAGGAGAAUGGAGGACAUGGAAAAGUGGUUGAAGGAGCUGGUGGUGGAGGUAAGGGGAAUAAGGAAGCAGCUGAAAUUAUGGAGAAAAGAGAGAGCGAGAGGAAGGAGAGAAAAGGAGGAGGAAACAACGGUGUCGCAAGAAGAAGAAAGUGAAGAGGAGGGAGAAGAAGAGAGAGAGAGGAGGCGAGGGAUCAGGGAAGAAGAGAGAAGAGGGGGAUAGGGGGAGCAACGGGAGCAGUGAAGGAGGAAAUUGUAGUAAAAAAGGAGGAAAGGUGAAAGAAAGCAGAAGAGACAGGCAGUGAAAAAGAAAGAGAGGUAAGGAAAGAAAGGGAGAAGAAAGGUUUAGAUUUAGGUGCAA
Formica exsecta is the source of this 549-nucleotide messenger RNA. RefSeq names its product vicilin-like seed storage protein At2g18540. The coding region runs from base 1 to 411 and encodes 136 amino acids. The record is from RefSeq and is a predicted model, not a curated record. The transcript has 3 exons. Lineage: Eukaryota; Metazoa; Arthropoda; Insecta; Hymenoptera; Formicidae.